Messenger RNA from Aspergillus glaucus CBS 516.65, 1615 nucleotides. RefSeq lists its product as uncharacterized. Bases 192 to 1298 code for a protein of 368 amino acids. The transcript has 2 exons. Gene Ontology annotation, biological process: chromosome segregation; mitotic sister chromatid cohesion. NCBI's taxonomy places the organism in Eukaryota, Fungi, Ascomycota, Eurotiomycetes, Eurotiales, Aspergillaceae. The record is from RefSeq and is a predicted model, not a curated record. Gene Ontology annotation, cellular component: Mis6-Sim4 complex; Ctf18 RFC-like complex; kinetochore.
UCUUUGUCCCUCUGAGAUAGUUUUGUUCAUACACUUGAGCACGUCUAUCCCCAUCAGUCCGUUCGGGAUCUUGCCCCAGACGCGUCUAUCGAUCUACUUAAUUUGAAGAAAAAGCAAAGGACAUCUGAUUGUUGCAUAAUAUACAUUCUGUCAUCUCUAUCUGGCGCGUCGAGAACAGAAUAUAUCCAACCAUGGCUCCUUCAGAAGCAUACAUCCUGAGCAGUUUCCUUCUGUCUCCCGGUCCUUUACCGACGGUCAUCUCAUUGCAGCAGUUUACGGAACUGUUCCCUAAAAGGCUGCGCUCUCACCCGCAUGUCAAAACUCUUUAUCGAGAACUGCAGGAGAUCCGAGACCAGGAUCUGAACGUAGUAAACGGGAACAUUGACCAAGAAACCAAGGAUGGCGAGAAGCAAAAAGAGGAACUUCGAAAGGCCAUCAUGAAGUCCGGCAUCGUGGACAUGGAUGACCAUGAUCAACGAGAAAUGGAUAUGGACGUUCAGCUGUUCGGACAGAAGACAGAUGUCGCAUUUUCCUCUGAGGAAUAUCAUUCCAUGUCGAGUCUCUUGUCGGAAAUGGAAUUGGCUUGUACGAACAUUGAGCAUUACAUAUCUAGGAUUGAUCAGGAUGCAGCUGCGAUUAUUUCCGAACUUACCACGACUGUGGGUGAUCUGAGUGACCUGAGAUACGGCAAAAUGCAAGGCCCUGGCAGUGCAGGCGAUGUCGUGGACCAGGCAAUGCAGGGCCUUGCCAAUCUGGAAGAUGCUUCUGUCCACGUCUGGACUUACUCUUCUAUUAGUCUAUCAAGAACUGAUCAUCGAACUAAAAUGCCAUCCAUCCCCCUCCACCCACGCGCAAUCUCUCCCUCUAAACCUUACGACAACCCCCUCCCAAACACCCUCCAGACACCCUCCGGCCUCGCCCUCCUCGAACUCCAAGGCACAAUCAACCUCCCAUCGACAGAGGGACAGCAACCAGACGACCAAGAAGCCCAGAACCAAGACCUAACCGACAAUGAUACCGCUCCUACCGCUACAGGAAUCACCUACGAAACCACCCUCGGCAAAUUGAUGUUUCCAGAUUACUCCCCGCAAACUACAAGCAAAGACGAUACCAGCUGGAUUAAACGGGUCUAUCUGUACGUUGGUAGGUAUCAAAGGAUGACGGGGGAGGUGAAGAAGCUACCGCAGCCGAUUGCGAUUGUGCAGCGAAGGGGUGAGACGGAUGAGUUGGAGAUUCGGGAGAUUGUGAAGUUCAAGAUGAUCUUUAAGAGUCGUCCGGAGCCGGUGAAUAAUAGUUGAGUCGCGUGUUCGCUCUACUUUGGGUUGAGGAUGGGGGUGUUCGUUGGAAGGGUUUCGCGCACACAAUGGCGGAUAUAGGAGCAAUUACUCCGUGGGCCAGGCUUCAAAAGACACUGGCUAUCAUCACACAUGUGUCCCUGGGGUACGCUUGGAGCAGAAAGGAUGAUCACCGGCGACGAAAUCUACGGCCAGCGAGGUUAUGAAAUCAGGAGAACGGCGCCCUUUACAAAACACAGACGACAGCUCAAACCGCCCCAAGUUUCUUCAACAUGUGCUCCCACCUGAUGCUCCAUUCCCAGAAUUCAUCAGUUCCAGCU